AUGCAUAUUCAAUUAAUCACAAUCCCACAGGAGCUCCGUCAAGGGUCAGCCUUGUACCCCGUGUCAUUCCUACUACGCUACGAGUUCGUCGACGUGAGUGAGCAGGGCCAACCUCUAGUCGAUUCCCGUUCGGCCUGCGACAGAGUAUUCAAAUCGGCUCAAACUUAUUCUGGGAGAUUCCAAGCUCCCAGAGCAAUAUUCUACUAUGGGCGAGGCGGAGCGCAAAACCUCACUUGCAUUUUAAGAUUUGAAGCUAAGCCUGGAGAAAGGGUACAAUUGACUUUCACGAGUACUUACUUUGGAAAUAAAUACUGUAGUACUCAUAAAGACUCUCGAACAGGCCGAUGGAAAUGUGACAGACCAGCAAAAAGAAUUAUGGGAGGCGAAGGACUUGCUCAAAUAAUUGUUACUGAAUAUCCCUGGGAAGGGGUACCUAUACAGAGAGAUUGUUUUUGUACAAAUCGUUCUGAUCCUCUGAAUGUACAUACUCUAACUGCUUCAGUUGUUGAAUUGAACUUUACUGUUACAAUGAUGAACAUCACCGAAGAUUAUGAGGAUUUUGCCUUCGAGGGUGAAUAUAAAUUUGUACCUACUGGACCUGGAGAUGAAACUGUCUGCUCAACUGGUUGGGGUAAAAGACAACUCAGAGGAAGUAGUGGGGAAAUCAGAUUAUUUGACAAAAGGCAAACAAAUAUAGCACCAGAAAUAGUUGGAGAUAGACACGUUAUAUCCGAAAGCGUAAGAGCAGAGGUCGCCUGUGUUCAUAGACCAUGGCUCAUUGAACCAGGAGGCGAUGAAGUAACUCCUGUACAGGGAAGGUAUCUUUAUGUAAGAAUACCUGGUUAUGAAAUGACGACUACAUCACCAUUUUGUCCAACACCUAAUAGACUUUUUAUAUAUGAAGCUAAAGAUACCUCGCGGUACCGUGAAGUUUGUCCUGAUGGUCCUAAUUUCUUGGAAUUGUACUCUCCUGGUUGGCUAUCGGCUCAAACCCCUCUAGAAACAACUCUGAAGCCGCAUGCUCGUAGCUAUGUUGUCGACUUUUUGCAACAUGAACAAGCAGACUAUUCUAUCAAAUGGAUCGAACUGAUGAAAAAGCCUGCAUUUGAGCCAGACCCUGAGUCUACUCUUCUACCAGUUACAGCACCACUCGAAUGUCGUUACAGUUGCCCUGAACUCAACGCAUGCAUACCUAUCGCGUUGUGGUGCGACGGAAGCCCACAUUGUCCUUCUGGUUAUGACGAAGAUGAUUCGAACUGUUCAUUUAGAAUAUCUUUACCUCCACCUUAUGUUGCUGCUGCUGCUGGCGCUGGUUUACUUCUUUGUGCAGUUUUAGUUGCCCUAUGUGCAUGUAGACGACGUAGAAGAAAAGAUAAGGAAUUCAAAGCGCGAUUGGACGGAGCCCUGCCACCCGAAGAAAGACCAUACGAUCGUGCUAAAACGAAUGGUGUACCCGAGGCGGCGCGUCAAUACGCUACCGUUCAAAAGUAUGCCACUAUAGAUAAGUACAGCUUAAGUCAGAAAUAUAGCGCUGGCUUGAACGAUGCGAGAUACUACGAUGAAGUGGCACAAAGAGAUAAGCUUGCAGAUACUAGGUACGCUAGCUUAGGCCGGGCGGGUCGAGGCAUGCGCGUAGAGAAUUCAAGAGGCACUGGUUCGAGAAGAGCGAUGCCCGACCUUGGCUAUCCGGAUCUUAAAGACGGUUUUUGUUGA
Molecule: messenger RNA, 1713 nt
Organism: Diatraea saccharalis (sugarcane borer)
Lineage: Eukaryota; Metazoa; Arthropoda; Insecta; Lepidoptera; Crambidae
Source: the annotation of a GenBank genome assembly